Pocillopora verrucosa is the source of this 2355-nucleotide messenger RNA. RefSeq names its product LIM/homeobox protein Lhx1-like. Lineage: Eukaryota; Metazoa; Cnidaria; Anthozoa; Scleractinia; Pocilloporidae. Gene Ontology annotation, cellular component: nucleus. Gene Ontology annotation, biological process: neuron differentiation; regulation of transcription by RNA polymerase II. Gene Ontology annotation, molecular function: zinc ion binding; DNA-binding transcription factor activity, RNA polymerase II-specific; RNA polymerase II transcription regulatory region sequence-specific DNA binding. The record is from RefSeq and is a predicted model, not a curated record.
ACAAUGGUGUGUUGAAAGUUUGGCUCGCGCCCACAAAGGCUCUCAAUGUCAUUGGCUUUUGUCAGAGUGCUGUCAAAUUUGAACUGUCAAUUCCUUUUGACAGGCGGAGUCAAAUUAUAUCAAAAGGAGAGCGCGUAAAUGUGUUGUCUUUCAACAAGCUAAUUGACAUCUAGCAUGGCGGCCUAAGUGGUUCUAUGCCGCGCGCUUUCAUCCGUCCACUUUACAAUUCCGUGUGCCAAACUUUAUGCAAAUUUUGACCGCGGAAUAAACUUCAGCGUCGGUUUUUAGAAAAUCCGCAAUACUCCCUCUUGCAUCGCUUCUUACCGUCCCGUUAAGCAGCUGGUACAGUGCAAAGCACCACCCACCGGGCACGUAGAAGAGUUACUUGCAUAAAUUUCACGCACACAGCACCGCACUUUACAUAAACGUACAUACACCCGGACAAGAAGAGGAAACGAAAGCAGCGACUGACUCUUCUUGGCUUGAUGAAGGCACAGAUCUGCAACAUGGUUCAACAGUGCGCGGGAUGUGAACUGCCCAUCUCGGAUAAAUUCCUUUUGAAGGUUCUGGAUCGUGUCUGGCAUGUACAGUGUGUCCAUUGCUACGACUGCAAAUGUGCACUCACAAAUAAAUGCUUUUCCCGUGAAGGAAAGCUGUUUUGUAAGAAUGAUUUUUACAGGCGCUACGGGACAAAAUGCGCUGGAUGUUGUCUAGGGAUCUCGCCGAACGACAUGGUCCGCAGAGCUAAACACUUGGUCUUUCACGUGAAAUGUUUCAAUUGUUCCAGCUGUAACCGGCAAAUUUUGACCGGUGAUGAAUUGUAUUACGUCGGAGAAAGUAAAUUCGUUUGUAAAGAGGACUACUACCAAUCACACUUCCAGUCGAAGCAAUCCGACUCGGAUUCCGAAGAGAAAGAUUUAAGUUACGGUUUAGACGAAGACCUAGAUGUGGCGCUAGGCACCAAACGCCGCGGUCCGCGAACAACUAUCAAAGCUAAGCAGCUAGAGGCACUCAAAGCAACCUUUGCCGCAACUCCGAAACCAUCGCGGAACAUCCGCGAAAAACUUGCGCAAGAGACGGGUUUAAACAUGCGAGUCAUUCAAGUCUGGUUUCAAAAUCGACGAUCGAAAGAGAGAAGGCUCAAGCAGCAAGGAGUCGCGCAACCAAACGCGACGCGCGCUGUACGAUCAGGCCGGCGAUCAAGAAGAUCUAGAGGUGAAAACCUUGGAAACGAACCUGCCCCAAACAACGAACAGUCAAUCACCACAUCACAUAUAAAUUACGCAGCUUCUCAAAGUGCACACUUUCCGGCGACGGCCUUUGAUGAGUUUUACAUGAAGGGUGAUGCUGGGUUAGCGAGUGAAGUUCCCACGACAAUGGAUAAUUCUCAAAUGAUUCAGAAUCCUGGAUUUAACAACCAAGGAAUGAUUCCGGUUAAUUCUGUCAGUCUGGAUAACAGCACGGGAAUACAAAUGAACCAUUGUGGUGUAGGUCAGAGCCAGAAUGGUGGACUUUACGACACUUCUGCCACAAGGCAACAAAACACAAUACCUUCUACAGCCGAGGUUUGGUGAAAGCAUCAGUGAUUCAAAGGAUUCAUUCCCGAAUUGUAAAGCUGCCAAUGUAUUGUAUAGAGAGAAAAAGAAAGAGUUAUUUAAUGCAUAGGAACAAAGCUUGCUUUCUCUUUGAUAGUCUGCUUCGAGUUACCGGGAAUCCGUGUAAUCUGCUGAAAACAAAAAGGAACAAACCACCUCUAGUCUAAGUGGCGUACUAUUUUUAUUCAAUCUGGCAAACCAGACCGAGCAGAACACCCAGUUAUCGUUUCAUCAAUUAAAAAUGCCGCUCGAGAGUUCGCCAAGCCAUUAGGAAAGAUUAAGUAAAUAAAACAGUUUAUUGCCUUGGGGCAUUCAGCAACAACCAUGUUAUCUACUCAACUAGAAACACACACAGGCUGCAAGGAAAAAGGCCAAAUAUACAUGAAAUUUUAUCACGAGUUAUCAGUUGAAAUAUGUUGUAAUAUAAAGCGAUUUGAGAGACGAAAAAAAAUGUAACAUAAGAGAUUGUUCCCUUGAGGAACUUGUGUAUGAAAUUGUGAAUGUUUUACAAAGCUAUUUUAUAAUUUAAGUGUGAGCUAAUUCAACCGACCGACCUCAGAUGCUGAGGUACAUAUAAAGUUAACAUCCCAUGCCAAACACUAAGCAUAAAACAUACCGAGAUAGUUACAGUGUUAGAAAGAGGAAUUUAAUCACUUUUCUGAGACAUAGAUAAUAAUAAUAAUAAAAAUGAAAUUAUUAUGCAACAUACUGUUUGUUCUAAAAACUUGUGAGUUGAAUUCAGACGAAAUAAAGACUGUUA